This is a messenger RNA of Drechmeria coniospora, 1221 nucleotides long. RefSeq names its product Dhp1-interacting protein Din1. The record is from RefSeq and is a predicted model, not a curated record. The coding region runs from base 1 to 1221 and encodes 406 amino acids. NCBI's taxonomy places the organism in Eukaryota, Fungi, Ascomycota, Sordariomycetes, Hypocreales, Ophiocordycipitaceae. Gene Ontology annotation, molecular function: mRNA 5'-diphosphatase activity. Gene Ontology annotation, cellular component: cytosol; nucleus. The transcript has 7 exons. Gene Ontology annotation, biological process: NAD-cap decapping; nuclear-transcribed mRNA catabolic process.
AUGACCGCAAACUUCCCCAUCCACCCCAUCGCACGCUUUGGGGGCGCCAGUCAGCCCGUGAAAAGACCAAAGGAGUUUGCCUGCUUCUCGUACGACGAGAACCAUGAGUUCCGCCUCGAUGAUUCGUCCAUGAAGUGGUACUACACCCCUCGGAUGGGCACCGACCUGUCCAAGGGCUUCGGCGCCUUUCAGAAGCACGACGACUCCAAGGAUGAGCAUCUGGACAGCCUGCUCAAGGCCAUCAUGGCCCACGAGCAGGAAACGGGCAAGAAGAUUGACGCCAACCUCGUCACCUGGAGAGGCAUGAUGUCCAAGGUUGCUUCCGUCCACCCCAUCCGUGCAUCGGAUCCUUUCUCAUUCCUUUCAGAUCAUGGCCACUCCAUUCGAGAUGAACGCGACCCUCUAUCAGGACUGCCUGUAAGGGACUGUUCCCCUGCCCCGCCGGCAGCUGCGCUGAUGGACGAUAGCUUCGUCGAGGAAAACCACGAGCACAAGAUGGCCGGCCAAAGGCAAGAGGGCCAACGAGGGGGGAGACGGGGUGGACAUGCACCCGAAGUCAUGCAGUUCUGGGGAUACAAGUUUGAGACUCUGUCUACCCUGCCGGCGACGUGGGACGAGACGUCGAGGGACUACAUCGAGAACCGGGAGAACCAUGUCGUCAACAACAAGGAGCAGUACUGCUCCGUCGUCCGCACAGGCAUCGGCAACACGGUCCUCUGCCUCGGCGGCGAAGUCGACGCAAGUGCAGUCUGGGACAGCAAGCCGGCACGGACCGGCGAUCCCAUCAACUGGGUCGAGCUCAAGACCUCGGCCGAGAUCCGCAACGCCCACGAUCAUGACGUCUUUGGUCGCAAGCUCAUGAAAUACUGGAUCCAGUCCUUUCUGCUCGGCGUCCCCAAAAUCAUCGUCGGUUUCCGCACCCGCGACGGCAUUCUCGUCGACGUCAACGAGAUGGAAACGCACCGCAUCCCGGAAAUGGUCAUGUCGCACCCCAACCCGCAAUGGAACGCCGAUCUGUGCGUCAAUUUCGCCGCCAACUUCCUAGACUGGCUCCGCAGGAACAUCAACGACGAGGGCGUCUGGCGGAUCAGCAGGCGCCCGCAUUCGCCCGUCAUCGAGGUGUACAGGGCAGAGCAGACCGGCCAUGGACGCAUCCUGACGGACGAGUUUAAGAAUUGGAGAAUCAAACUCGCCCUCGGGCCGGACGAGGAGGACGCCUGA